AGCCUUGGCACUGGCAUCACUGUACCUUUCAAGACCACGUCUCACUACGCAUAGGAUACCGUAUAAUGGUCAAGAGUUGUCGAUUUGUUAGUUUGAGAGUUCGCCACUGUCACUUGCGGUGUCGUCGCCUGUCAACACAGAGACUAAGUAACCCUCCCAGACUCCCCAGAGCCAGUCCCGGAUAGAGACCCAGAAAGAAGGAGAGAGUGAGGGGAAAGACCCAGGACCCCAAAGACUCCAGCACACCCAUAGAGACAGUGUGAUCCGGGGGCCAUGUCACGUUGCAGACUGACCCCUCCAGUCCUGCUGUUCUUAGUGGUCCUGCAGGGGGCUGCCGUGCUCCUGCUGUUCGGCUGGUACGUCCAGAUCAUCCCCUGCGGCCCCCACCCCGAACAGGGCAAGGUGCACGUCCUCCUGCUGUCGUCAUGGCGAUCGGGCUCGUCCUUUCUGGGCGAAGUGUUCAGCCAGAACCCGUCUGUGUUCUACUUGAUGGAGCCCGCCUGGCACGUUUGGACCACGCUGAAGAGGCCCGGCGCCAGGGCCCUACGCAUGGCCGUCAGGGACCUGGUCCGCAGCAUCUUCCAGUGCGACAUGUCGACCAUGGACGCCUACAUGCCCGAGCAGCACAGCCUCUCCUCCAUCUUCAUGUGGAGCCACAGCCGGGCCCUGUGCUCCCCGCCCGCCUGCCCCCUCACCCCCAGGCAUCUGUUCAGCAACGAGACCGCCUGCCGCAAGCACUGCAUCUCCGCCGGCGGCCUGCAGAAGGCGGCCGACGCCUGCCAGACGUACAGCCACGUGGUCCUGAAGGAGGUCCGUUUCUUCGAGCUGGAGUCGCUCUACCCGCUGCUGCAGGACCCCACCCUCGACCUGCGCAUCAUCCACCUGAUCCGGGACCCGCGGGCCGUGGCCCGGUCCAGGGAGCAGGCAGCCAGCGCCCUGAGUCAAGACAACGCCCUGGUGCUGGAGCAGGGAGACUGUGAGGGGAAGACGGCGGGCAAGGACCAAGACGUCAAAGAGCUGUAUGCCGUCAUGCAGGAGGUGUGUCGGAGCCACGUGCGCAUCCAUGAGACGGCGGUGCUCAAGCCGCCGGACUUCCUGCGCGGACGCUACAAGAUGGUCCGCUACGAGGACAUGGUGCGCAACCCGCUGCAGGAGAUUGGCAAAAUGUACCAGUUUGUGGGCUUGGAGAUGACGGAGAAGCUGCAGGAGUGGAUCUACAGGGUUACCCACGGCAAGGGCAAGGGCACCCAGAAGGAGGCGUUCCAGAUCACGUCCCGGAACGCGGCGGACGUGUCGCAGGCCUGGCGCUCCUCGCUAGCCCACAGCAAGGUGAAGCGUAUCCAGGAAGUGUGCAAAGGCGCCAUGUCCAUGCUCGGAUACAGGAUGGUCGACACAGAGAACGAGCAGAAGAAGCUGGAUGUUGAUCUCCUGUUGGCACGGGAACAGUACCAGUUCAGCUGGCAAACGUCCAAAACAGAAACCACAGACAUGAACUGAAACCAGAGGUGUGUUAUGGGGUGUGACUUUCGGUUAAGAAAUUAUUUGGAAUCUGUGGCUUUAUUGCUUUCCUUAUAGACGGCUCAUAGUUCAAAGCAAAGGUACCUCUUUGUAAAUCAAUGAUAACAGCCCGUCCAAAAGAAGCCAUCUGGUGACCUGAAGGAAUCAAAGUUAAGGCAAAGUUUUUCAUUUGCACAGCUUACACAAGGUAACACUGGGCAAUUACAUUCUUGAGUUAGUUAUACAUAAAACAUCUCAAAUUAAAACAAAAAGGACACUUGAGUGUAAACUAGAAUGUAAAAACUUGAAACUAGGAUAUAAACAAUUUCAGUUCAAAUAAACUAGAAAGUACAAAACAUAUUAAACUAGAACCUCCACAUUGAAUAUAUAUAUAUAUAUAUAUAUAUAAGACAAAAGGACAGAUUUCAACAUACAAUGAACAGAAAGGGGAUGCGUGUCACGGUGUUUCUGAAAGUGUAGUGGCUGCAGCAAAUGUGAAGUAGUGAUGGUGUAAGGUGACUGUAAUGUGUUAAGGUAUCUCAUGGCUUGGGGGUAAAAGCUGUUCUUUAGCAUUUAAUCCGAGCUUGGAUGCUCCAGAACGUCUACUACGACCCCCAGUCUGUGAUGCAGCCACAGGGAGUACUCAAUCUGUAGAGGUUGGGGAGGAUGCCUGUUGCCAGCCAAACUCCUUGAGCUUCCGUUUUGUUGAAGUGCUGCUUGUGUUGGUGUGGAGCGGACAGGUGAAGUUGCUGUAGAUGAGGACCCAGAGGAACAUAAAACUGAAGACUCCACCUCUGCUCUAUUUACGUGUUAAGUGGUGUAGCCCCUUCAGUAGUUUCAACCAGGAACUUCCUGUAGUCCGCCGCUCUCUUUUUGCUGACAUUGAGGGAGAGAGAGGUUGUGAGCACUGAGCUAAAGACCAGUAUUAUCUGGGAGUGAAUGCUUUGUAAUAAAAUGGAUCUUGAUCAGAUUCUGAAUUUAUUUAUAAAGGGUUUAAAUGUUUGAUUGUUUGACCUCAGAUUAAUAAUUGGUUAAUUAUAUGUGUAUACACACUACAUUAAUAUUUUAUUUUGUUGGUUUUCUAAUCAGGUACGUCAGUCUUUGAGUUGUUUUACUUUGCAUUUCAGUCGUAUCAGAGUAACGGGGGAGUUUCCGUAUAUUUCGAAAUUAUAAAGUGUAAACUUAAUUUAUGAUAUUCACUUCGUGUCCAUGGUUGCACUACUGUUUAACUAAAUAAUUUGGCAUAUGCGGAAACAGGAUUUAUUUGUUUAACUCACACCUCAGUUUAAUAUUGAACUUGUAAGAGUACAUUUCACAAUACAUAUUGGCUACUAGUGCAGUGCCUUUAUGGGGGAGCCAGCAAUACAAUGCCUUUCAAAAUGUGAUUCUCUGAGAUUGUUACAUGUUUAUUUUUCAUUCUUCCUCCACCACAUGAUUGUGUAAAUGGCUGAGUAUAACUGAAUGAAUAAGGCCUUCUUCGCCUCAUGAACCUCUUUUGAUUUAAAUGCAUUGAGCAGUAAUUUGAGGUACUACUUGUUUCUUUAUUAAUCCUACUGCAAUAAACACUUUAUCCACUCUUCUCUCAAAUUGAA
This is a messenger RNA of Hypomesus transpacificus, 3089 nucleotides long. RefSeq names its product carbohydrate sulfotransferase 6 (gene chst6). Gene Ontology annotation, biological process: N-acetylglucosamine metabolic process; carbohydrate metabolic process; sulfur compound metabolic process. NCBI's taxonomy places the organism in Eukaryota, Metazoa, Chordata, Actinopteri, Osmeriformes, Osmeridae. Gene Ontology annotation, molecular function: N-acetylglucosamine 6-O-sulfotransferase activity. Gene Ontology annotation, cellular component: Golgi membrane. The coding region runs from base 274 to 1497 and encodes 407 amino acids. The record is from RefSeq and is a predicted model, not a curated record. The transcript has 2 exons.